Messenger RNA from Trichosurus vulpecula (common brushtail), 2871 nucleotides. Its product is annotated as centrosomal protein of 170 kDa protein B-like. The record is from RefSeq and is a predicted model, not a curated record. Lineage: Eukaryota; Metazoa; Chordata; Mammalia; Diprotodontia; Phalangeridae. The transcript has a single exon.
AUGAGGCUUUUAUCCAAGAAACUUACCGUUAAGAAAUGUCUCCCAAUCACCAACCACAAAGCUGGGGAUUUGGUGCCAACUUUGCCUUCCAGAACACAGAGACUACUCCCCUAAUUACCCCCAAGUGACAAAGCAGAAAGUCCUAUGCUGCCUGGAUUAAUGGGGCCAGAACCCUAUCCUGAAGUCACCAAGAGAAAUGCAGCCAAGCAAGCAGCCUCAGAGUCCUAGGAGAACCCGGUAGACCACUUGUUCAUGCAAGAAGAUCUAGACCCAGACAGUCUCAGUGAUGGAAGCCAAUCAAAUGAUGGUCUUGGGCCUGAGGAGAGAAAGAGUAAUAGUGCCCAGAGGCUAGAGUGGCCCAGGGGCCAGCAGCAUUCACCAGUGGCAGAGCUUCAACAUUCCAAACCCAAGACAGCAGGGGAGCCAGCCCCCAUGUCCUUCUACAUUGGAGAUGAGAACAAGGAGCCCAGCUUCCCCUCCAAACUCUGCCCAAGUCCUCCACCAUCCCGAACCAACAAGGAACCUGUGGAUCAGGAGUCGUCCCCCUUGUGGCCAAUCAGAAGUUCCCCUUCCCUGAGGUCCAGAGCCAAGGAGGAGAAUGGUACAUAUAUCAGCAUGACAGGGAAGAUGACUAUUUACCUACAGACCAAUCAGUCACCAGAACAAGAUAGUUCAGCAGUGGUGGCAAAGGAGGCCCUAUCCUUUGUCCGUCAAGAGAGCUUUACCAAAGAGUGGGCAAGCAGCGGCAUUGCCCCCAACAGGCUCCCCCACAUAUCUAGCCAUGCCCUCCUGAAGGACUUGGAGGCUGCCUGGAUGGACUACCAUACUCAGGAUACACACUUAAUCCUGAAGGAGACUGAGACGGAGACGGCUCUUGCAGCUUUGGAAGCGAAGAUCCUUGCCAAGUCCCCCGGGGAGGAUGCCAGGAACACUCCCACACAGGCAGAGGAUUCCUUAUCAGGUGACUCUGAUGUGGACACAUCUAGCACUGUUAGCCUUCUCAGUGGGAAGAAUGGGUCCAGCCAGAACCAGAAGGGCAAGGUGGCUGUGGGCAAUGGCUCACAGAAAGAACGGCCAUCAUCUACACCUUCAGUCCAGGAUUCUAGCAAUGGUGGUCUUGUGCCCAGCGCCCGAGAGCGGCUCUCAGAGAAGCAGCGUCGCCCAGGGCCAGCCCCAGAAGGAACGCGUCGCUUCCAGGUUAAACGUAACAAUGGAACUCGUGGAUCUGUGGACUUUACAGAUGAGGAGCGGGGCUCAGGUCACACCCACACAUCUGGUCCAGAUACUGUCACUUCAGAACCUGAACAUCAGCCGGCAGCAACACUCAGACCCACACCCAGGACGAAGCCCUCAGCCCCAUCUCCUUCUCCUUCAGCCACUAAGGAAGAACAUGGCCGGGCAUCUGCCAACAUGCAGAAGGUGCAACAGAUUCUCACAAGGUCUAAUAGCCUGUCAACCCCACGGCCCACUCGGGCCUCGAAGCUUAGGCUGGCUAGGCUUGGGGAUACCUCAGACAAUGAGGGAGCUGAGAAUGAAAGGGCCACCGCAUCCAACCCUGAGGCCACCACCAAGCAGGCCACAGAGGGCAAGAAGCUGUCCCGCCUGGACAUUCUUGCCAUGCCCCGGAAAAGGGCUGGCUCAUUUACAGUGCCCAGCGAUCUGGAGUCAGGCCCAGCCCGGACAGGCUUCUCUGGAAGGAGUGUUGAGUCCUACUACUCAAGCCGGAAGCCAACCAUGUCAGAAGCUCGAGCAGCAGCCAGGAAAACAGCAGCAGCUGUGGCUGCCGCAAAACAGCCUUUCAACAGGGCUCACUCAGGCAGCGCCCGAUACUCAUCCUCUUCUAACUCGCGGAGGAGGCAGCAGGGUUCAGAUUGCACAUCCACCUCGGAGGAGGAAUACGGCUCCACCCACAGUUCUCCCAAACACAAAAGCUCCCAUGCCUCAACAGCCACUCAAACUCCGAGGGCCACUGGCCAGGGCCGGCCUAGACCCUAUAAUGGGCGGGACACGGAUGCGGAUGAUGAGGAAGACGAGCCUGAGCACUACAACUUCAUUGUACAGACGGCAGAGAUCGCUGAGAUUGCCAGGUUAAGCCAGACUCUGAUGAAAGAUGUUGCCAUCCUCGCGAGAGAGAUCCAGGAUGUGACUGGGGAUGGAGACUCCCAGAGCUCCUCAGGAACUGGCCGUGGCACCUCACUCAGCUCUGUCCCCAGCACCCCAGCCUCCACUAUCUCUGCCAGAGAGGAGCUGGUACAGCACAUCCCAGAGGCCAGCCUCAAUUUCCAAAACGUGCCACCUGGUGCCAUGGGUUUGAAGGACUUCGACGAGAAAAUGAAUGACAAUCGGGAUGACAAUUAUGCUUGGAGGACACGGCCCAGAAACCGAGAAGAGGUGAUCUUUGAUAACCUGAUGCUGAAUCCUGUUUCCCAGUUAUCGCACAAAAUCCGGGAGACCACGGAAAAUCUUGCAGAGAAAAUGAAGAUUCUCUUCCAGAACACAGAGAGGACCUGGGAAGACAUGGAAGCCAAGAUCAACUCGGAGAAUGAAGUGCCCAUCCUGAAGACAUCUAACAAGGAGAUCAGCUCCAUUCUGAAGGAACUAAGGAGAGUCCAGAAACAGCUAGAAGUUAUCAAUGCAAUCAUUGACCCUACUGGGAACUUGGAUAUCAUGACUGGCAACAGGCUAUUAUUGGGGUCAACGCUAAGGCCAGCCAAUAAGGUCAGGACUGCAAUUAGCCCAGCCCCUCCUCCUGAGGAAGUGGGGGGCUCCCUGACACCAUCCAUGAAAAACCACACCCAGAACUCCACUUGCAGCUCAACCCGACUCCAGGAUGCCGCCUUCCUUUCCGAGGCAGAGAAGUUUGUCAUAUGA